Opisthorchis viverrini is the source of this 771-nucleotide messenger RNA. RefSeq lists its product as hypothetical. Lineage: Eukaryota; Metazoa; Platyhelminthes; Trematoda; Opisthorchiida; Opisthorchiidae. The record is from RefSeq and is a predicted model, not a curated record. The transcript is spliced from 4 exons. The annotation marks the transcript as partial.
UUACCAGUCAAAGGAUCCUUUUCGUGCUGGUUUUAUUCCUCUAUUACCAAAAUGUGCAGCCACCGGAGCACUAGCACCAGGGGCUUCGGCACAUACGGAAGCAUUGUGUGCUUCUACUAGUCUGCUCAAUUCUGCUCUUCUCUCUACUUCUUAUUCUCAUAAUCCGAUUCCGACCGGAAAUGUCGCGCUCGCACUUAGUGCGUUCUAUCGAAUGUGGACAAUGCAAUUUGACAGCAUAAAAAAGGAGGGAUUUCAAAUUUUGCGCAACGAGUUGGCUUCUAUACGGCGAGAACAUUUGCAGCUGCAUGAGACGGCCGUAAAACUUACGGCUGAGUUGGGCUCCAUCAGCCGUGAUGCACAAACUUCAACUGCACAAAGAAAAUUGUCAGAUGCCACAACGCGGAUAGAAAAGUUGGACGCCACAGCCGAAGAAUCUCGACAGGCAAUGCGACGUGAAUUGAUAAUGCUGUGCAAUGAAUUUCGUGACACCAUUACAACCGUCUCGAAUCGAGUUACCAUAAUUGAAAAGCUGUCUGAGCAACAUGGCGGAGCUGUUGCCAAUGGUUCUGAACUGUCCCGAAUACGACACAAAGUCCUGCACUACUUGACCUAUAUGUGUGUCUCAUUGUUUGCGCUGUUGACCAUGUUGCUACAGGUGCUCAUUCGGUGUCUCAAUUUGAGUGUCGUGCUACCGGAAAACCUCACUCUCGCGCUCUGUUCUUCCAUCGUCUUGGCUGUUGGAUUCAUCUUGGUCUACAUUUCCGAACCAUC